Molecule: messenger RNA, 959 nt
Organism: Acanthocheilonema viteae
Lineage: Eukaryota; Metazoa; Nematoda; Chromadorea; Rhabditida; Onchocercidae
Source: the annotation of a GenBank genome assembly
GAUCGAUCGAAAUAGAAUGUUUGAUGCAUCGCGCACAGUUCUUUCUGGCACGAGCAUGUGAAGAAAAUAUCAAGUUGGCGAUGGAAACAUCCUUAUGGACAACCCACCCAUUUGUUGAAAAACUUCUGGCUGAGGCAUAUCGGCGAGCGCCGGUUGUGAUACUAAUUUUUCUUGCACGAAAUGCGGAUCAUUUUGCCGGUAAUACGUUGUGCUUCGAACAUAAUUUGAGGCAGCCAGCAAUGAAAUGGGUUGAUUUCAAAGGCGGUGGCAACAUCAAACUACAAUGGAUUACAAAAUGUCCGCUUGCACUUAGUGCAAGCGAUCAUAUUAAAAAUCCAUUCAAUAAAGAAAAAGUGAUAUAUGCUGCUGCAGAUGGUUGUGAAAUACAGCGUGCUGCAGGCCAGAGACUCUGCAGCUUAUUUCCAUUUGAUCAUAGUGUUGAUUUGAAAGCACUGAAAAUGAAAAUUCGAGACAAUUCACAAAAACUGCCGUCUUUAUUGGAAACUGAAAUAUCUUAUUUAGAAUUCAAAAAUGCGAAGAGAAACCUACCGAUUAAGAAAACUUUGAAAGAUUUAUUGAGUGAAGAACGACCUCCUGCUAUGUUGUUAGCCUCAUGCAGACAUGGUAACCGUAGCAGAAACAUUUGCGGAACAGAAAGUUAUAGUGCUCCCCGACUGCUUCCCCUCAUGGAUGUUGCAGUUUCAUAUCCUUCAUAUAACAGUGUUCGUUUGUCGUCAUCUUUGAGAAAACGUCGUGCAUCGCCAAAAAAAUUAUUAUCGAAGCGCUAUCCUUUAAUGCAUGGUAGUCAUCAUCGCUCAAAGUCAUCAGAUCGUGAGAAAAGACACAGCUCAGAACGAUUAUCAGGACACAAAUAUGAUUCAUACUCAACCCACAAUUCAUCUAAAAAUAAUUGGCGUGAAAGUUCGCAUGAAGAGCAUGAACUACUUCGAAGGUCAUAG